GGAAGGGAGAGAGAGACAGAGGGGGAGGAGGAGGCUGGAGCAGCAGAGACAGAGUGCAUUAGCUAAGCACUGGAGCACUCUGAAUUGGACAGCCAGGCUGUGUGCAUAGGAGUGCUGCUCUGCGCCUCCACACCCGGGAUCCAGCAGUGUAACAGGAUGGAGAGGAGUUUCUGAGGACAGGAGCAGGGGACCCCGGACACCCUCGCUGGAAACUAUCUCUGGCUGUUGUGGUUGUACAUUUUCUCCUUCCCUGCCCGGGGCGCUAUGGACAGGAGCCGGGUGACGGCUGGGCACGUGUAGGCGCUCCCCCAGGUGCUGUGUUACCCCCGGCCACUGCCCCGGAGGCAGCAGCGCACUUCCAGAGAGUUUGGUGAUGGGGCUGCUGUGAGCCCCGCUGUGGAUACCGGCUGCUGCUGCUGAGCGGAGACAGAAGGAGCCUCUGAGUUGUGCCCCCACACCCUGCUCUACCCUGGAUUUGCCCCCCCUGGGAAGCGCUAUCAUGGAGACUGUGAGUAGGAGCUUCCAGCCCCAUCCAGGUCUGCAGAAGACGCUGGAACAGUUCCACCUGAGCUCCAUGAGCUCCCUGGGCGGUCCGGCCGCCUUCUCAGCGCGCUGGGCGCAGGAUAUGUACAAGAAGGAGAGCGGCAAGGAGCCCGAGCCCGUCCUGCAUCUGCCAGUGCAGCCGCCGCCGGUCAUCCCCGGGGGGCCGCUCUUCAUGCCCUCCGACCGCUCCACGGAGAGGUGCGAGACCAUCCUGGAAGGGGAGACCAUCUCCUGCUUCGUGGUCGGCGGGGAGAAGCGGCUGUGCCUGCCCCAGAUCCUCAACUCCGUGUUGCGGGACUUCAGCCUCCAGCAGAUCAACUCCGUGUGCGACGAGCUGCACGUCUACUGCUCCCGCUGCACGGCCGACCAGCUGGAGAUCCUCAAAGUCAUGGGCAUCCUGCCCUUCUCCGCGCCCUCCUGCGGCCUCAUCACCAAGACGGACGCGGAGCGGCUGUGCAACGCGCUGCUGUACGGGGGCAGCUACCCUCCCCGCUGCAAGAAGGACUUCCCGGGCUCGCUGGAGCUGGAGGUGACGGAGAAGAGCUUCAGGGUGUACCACGAGUGCUUCGGCAAAUGCAAAGGGCUCUUUGUGCCCGAGCUGUACGGGAACCCCAGCGCGCCCUGCAUCCAGUGCCUGGACUGCCGCCUGCUCUACGCGCCGCACAAGUUCGUGGUGCACUCGCACAAGGCGCUGGAGAAUCGGACAUGCCACUGGGGCUUUGACUCUGCCAACUGGAGGGCAUACAUCCUCCUGGCCCAGGAUUAUGCCAGCGACGAGGAGCAGACCAGGCUGGGCCGGCUGCUGGAGGAGAUGAAGGAGAAGUUUGACUACAGCAACAAGUACAAAAGGAAAGCUGCCAGGCUUUCUUCUGAACCUGCUGCUAAAAAGUUAAAAGCCGAUGACUCCAUCAUCCACUCCCCGAACUUUACUGAGAAAGACAAAUCAUCUAGUUGGUUACGGAAUUUGUCAAACUCCAGCAAAAAUACGGGAUAUGUUCACCCACGCCAGCGCCUCUCGGCUUUCCGGCCCUGGUCCCCCGCCAUUUCAGCAAAUGAGAAGGAGCUCUCUACUCAUCUGCCUGCCCUUAUCAGAGAUAGUUUUUAUAAUUACAAGAGCUUUGAGAACCUAGUUGCCCCAAAUGUUGCUCUGGCACCCCCUGCCCAACAGAAAGUCAUCACAAGCCCUCUGUGUGCCCCCGCUGUGCCAAGAAGCACUCCGGCGUCAGGCAGCCCAGCGCAGUCCCGGAAACGGAGGCCCACCGCAGAACAGCCCCCAGGUCCUGAGGCACCAGCGCCUCCCCCAACAGCCCGGGAGGAAGAGAAGGAAUCUGAAACUGAGAUUGAGGUUGAAAGUAGAGAAGAAUGUAAGUUUACCUCUUCGCUCUCCUCGCUCUCUUCUCCUUCCUUCACAUCCUCAAGCUCCGCCAAGGAGUUAAGUUCUCCAAGCAUGUUAGCCCCAACUGUGAUCAACCCUUCUUAUGAGGUGACGCCUCACGGUGACUUCCAUAGCAGCGGACUUGAGGCAGAGUUGGAGCACCUAAGGCAAGCCCUGGACAGUGGUCUGGAUUCUAAGGAAGCCAAAGAGAAGUUCCUUCAUGAAGUAGUCAAAAUGAGAGUGAAACAGGAAGAGAAACUGAAUGCUGCUUUACAAGCCAAGCGGAGCCUUCAACAGGAGCUGGAGUUCCUCCGUGUUGCCAAGAAAGAGAAGUUGAGAGAAGCAACAGAGGCAAAACGCAAUUUAAGAAAAGAAAUUGAACGUUUAAGAGCAGAAAAUGAGAAGAAAAUGAAAGAGGCCAAUGAGUCACGUUUACGUCUCAAACGGGAGCUGGAACAGGCCAGACAGAUUAGAGUAUGUGACAAGGGCUGUGAGGCUGGCAGGAUACGGACUAAAUACUCUGCCCAGAUAGAAGAACUGCAAGCAAAACUACAGCACGCAGAUAGCGACAGAGAUAAGCUGCGGACAGAUCUCGUACACGAGCGGGAAGCCCGAGAACACUUAGAAAAAGUUGUGAAAGAUCUACAAGAACAACUUUGGGCCAAGCCCAGCAACUUUUCCAGCAGUGAACACACACGAAAAGACAUUGAAAACUAAAGCGAAAAAAGACUAAAACAAAAAAACAAACAAAUAACACACCUUAUCUAUUCAUAUACAAAUUCUACGUAUAUGCACAGGAAGAAGAGGAGGUCGUCCGAUGUAUGCAUGAAUAGGUGCAUGUGUGAGUGUAUGGAGUGUGUGCAGUGAGCACACUCAUAAAUAUAAACUUUUUAUCAAGUCGGAGGGGAAUAAGAAAGUUACCCUAUACAACAGAAGCACUGAACUAUGCCUCGUUUGAACCCACACAGCACAACAUCUUACUGUGCCUCAGACAGAGUGUUUAUAAAUAGAGCCGUUUAGGUUCACAACUCUUUCUUUUUCUACACAUCAACUACAAAAUGGAACAGCAGCAUUCUACAGUCAAAGAUUCAAAAAAAAGAAAAAAAAGCAAGCAUGAUCAGACCUUUUUUUUUUUUAAAUCAUUCUUAAGCUUGCCUGGAACACUUUGAGAUUUACAUUUUCUUAUAAGCUAUUUAAUAUAAAAAUAUAUAUAUAUUAAAAUAAUGAGGACAUUGUAAAGACUCGAUAUUGAAAACAUGGGGGGGGGGGGUGUUUGGCGCAAAUCUGAUUUUUGUAUAACAAAACAAAGUGUAAUGCACAAUUUUAAAUGACUUGUUACAGGCUUUUUGGGGGUUUAUUGGUUUAUUACAACUAUAUAAAUCCUCCCUCUCUACGCUGGAACCAACCCACCCACCGUCCACCUCAAUGCCAUAUUCACGUCGACUGUGCAAUGUAUUGGUAGCAAGCCAUCAAUUUUGAACCCUGUUAAUUAUAGACUCUGCUGCAUAAAGUGGCCUCUCUAUCAGA
Molecule: messenger RNA, 3445 nt
Organism: Pseudophryne corroboree (corroboree frog)
Lineage: Eukaryota; Metazoa; Chordata; Amphibia; Anura; Myobatrachidae
Gene: SKI
Product: SKI proto-oncogene
Exons: 7
Coding region: 500-2635 (711 amino acids)
Biological process (GO): negative regulation of BMP signaling pathway; negative regulation of transcription by RNA polymerase II
Cellular component (GO): nucleus
Molecular function (GO): DNA-binding transcription factor activity, RNA polymerase II-specific; SMAD binding; RNA polymerase II cis-regulatory region sequence-specific DNA binding
Source: RefSeq, a predicted model, not a curated record